This is a messenger RNA of Gregarina niphandrodes, 363 nucleotides long. RefSeq lists its product as hypothetical. Lineage: Eukaryota; Apicomplexa; Conoidasida; Eugregarinorida; Gregarinidae. The transcript is spliced from 2 exons. The record is from RefSeq and is a predicted model, not a curated record. The coding region runs from base 1 to 363 and encodes 120 amino acids.
AUGAAAGUCAAGAAGGCCGACCCUUCCAGCUUCACGGCGUACAAUGGGAUCAAGCUCGGCGUCGGACGACAGUGUAUCGACGGCGGCCCCUUGGAGAUAUCGAAACUCGGGGAGGAGGCGAAGAAGAAAAUGCUUGAAAGUAUAAAGGUGUCGACUGUGUCAGCGGGGAAGCUAGACAUCGGCGCCAAGCCGAAGAUAGAUCUGAAGCAAAUGUCACCCAAGCGAAGGAAGCAACGCGAACUGGCAGCGCAGAAGCGCGCGAAGGUUGCGGAGAAACGGAAGGCCAUUAAACAGAACAAGCGGAAGCUCAAAGAAGGUCGCAAAAUCACACGACGGAAAAGUCAGCAACGCCGAACCGUCUAA